UGCUGCGGUUCUUUACGUACUCAGGUGUCCUGAUUUUCCUUAAUUCUCUAAAAGCUUUAUGCUUUCUAUUUGUUUGGAAGCAAUGUCACUUGUUGUAAACUCUUGUGGAGUUACUGGGAAGAAAGUAUAUUUUUGUUUGUAGGAACCUUAUUGCUUUUGAAGUUCUUGUAUACUGUUUGGGGAGGCAGUUUAAAUAGUUUAAAGAAUGUGGGACUGCUAAAAGCAGUAAUGCAUUGAUGAUAGACGGGGGCAGGCGCUCAUUUGUUGGGCCAAUUUCCGCUUGAUCCCCAACCAGCAAGCCUUGAAUUUUACAGUGUUUUCUUAUGGUUGUUUUAAUGGUCAUUUCUUCAUUUGUGUUUUUAGUUGUGUGUAAUUAUGAGAUUGGGUAUAACAAUCCGUAACCAUGGUCAACAAUAAUUUUGUGAAGUUGUCUUCGCCAAAAUUGUGUGUUGACAAUACCACAUAGUCGAACUUCAUGUUGUACUACAUAGUUUGGUUGAAUGCACAGCAAAGUGGGUUGCCAUCAAUUGUUAGUGUAGAAUUAUGUAUACUUGGAUGAGGGUGAGAGCCGUCAACGAAUUUCCAGAGGCCGUUGCCGACGAGGAAGGGUUUGAUUUGCAGGAGCCAGUGAAGGUAGUUGUGUUCGUCUAGUUUGAGAAGUUCUCGGGUGUUGAGAGAGGGAGAGGUGAGGGAAACAGAGCAGGCAGUGGCGGAAGCAGAGGAGGAAGGAGAAGCCAUGAUGGCUGACAGGGAGGAUGGAAAGAUUUUGUGAGAAGGAGAGGAAGGGAUGAUACCAUGUAGAAUUAUGAAUACUUAAAGAUUGAGUUUACAAUCCUAGGUUGUAUACAAUGAUGAUUAAAUGUAUUAAGUCUAGUGCUUAAUUGUGCUAUUAUUUAUAAUUAGGGUAAUGAUAAUUACAAGUGCAGAAAACCAUGGUGGAGAAAUCAAGGUUAGGAUAAAUGAAGUUCCAAGUGAAGGUUGCCCUUGCCUGUGUCAUAACCUUGAUCGUGAUUCAGCAAGGUGUUUGCGAUGAGGUUUCCGGUGCGUGGAAUGCGACUGACUGGACAUGUAGGUGCUCAUAUCAAGGAAACGUGAGCUACACUCUAGAACCUUACUGUUCAGCAUCCUGUAAUUGCAGUCAGGAUGCUGGAAGUAAUACUACAUGGACAUGCAUAUGUGCUGCCAAUGGGCUUCCUAAAGUCACAGCUGACGGUCAUGAUCCUAAUUGUUUUACAGCCUGCAACUGCACUUAUGGAUCUCUCAAUGCAGCAAAGCCUUCAAAAAAUCAUCUUUCGAGCAAAGUUGUUGUGAUUAUUCUUUUAGCAUGUGUCAUACUCACAACCCUUGCUUUUAUUUCCUCGGUGGUAUGCUACUUCUGCCGAAGGGCUAAGUGCUCUAUUCAAGCGCCAAUAUUUUCGCCUGAUAAGGAAUCAAGUUGCAAUAGUGCUUCCAACUUAAUUAGCUAUAAGAGUUCCUCAUUGUUUGAGACCAAAAUAAAUAUGGAUUCCCCCAUCGGUAAAGGCACAGGAACUGCUAUAACUAUUCCAUUUCAGUUAACAGGCUGCUUUACCUCUUGUGUAUUGAGGAGCAAACCCCGAGCUACACCUGGAGCAAUUAUUCAAUUUUCAUAUUUUGAACUGGAAAGUGCAACCAAUAAGUUUUCAGAUUCCAAUCUAAUAGGACUUGGUGGAAGCAGCUAUGUCUAUCGUGGCCAGCUCAAUGAUGGCGAAGUUGUGGCAGUUAAGCGUCUAAAAGCUUUGAAAGGGCCAGACAUGGACUCUGUCUUUUUAACAGAGAUUGAAAUGUUAGCCAGACUUAAUCAUUUUAAUGUGGUGCCUUUGCUUGGCUACUGCUUUGAAACCCAUGGAAAAAAUGUCGAGAGGUUAUUGAUAUUUGAGUACAUGGAUAACGGUAACCUGAGAGAUUGUUUGAACGGGGAUGAAGGGAAAAACAUGGAUUGGGUCACUCGAGUUUCAAUUGCCAUUGGAGCUGCAAGGGGUUUGGAAUAUCUCCAUGAAGCAGCUGCUCCAAGAAUUCUGCAUCGAGAUGUCAAAUCCACAAACAUUCUUCUGGAUGAAAAUUGGCAAGCAAAAAUAACUGAUCUUGGUAUGGCGAAACGCUUAAAAGCUGAUGGUGUCCCUAGCACAUCUAGUUCUCCAGCAAGAAUGCAGGGGACUUUUGGUUAUUUUGCACCGGAAUAUGCUAUUGCUGGAAGAGCAUCUCUUGAGUCAGACGUUUUCAGUUUUGGCGUAGUUCUUCUUGAGCUUAUCACUGGUCGGAAGCCCAUCCAUAAAUCAACAACUAAGGGAGAAGAAAGCCUUGUCAUAUGGGCUACACCUCGUUUACUGGAUAGUAGGCGAGUAAUCACAGAGUUGGCGGAUCCAGAUUUAAAUGGAAACUUCCCAGAAGAGGAGAUGCAGAUAAUGGCUUACUUGGCAAAAGAAUGUCUACUGUUGGAUCCUGAUGCUAGACCAAACAUGAGUGAGGUUGUCCAAAUCCUUUCGACUAUUUCACCAGAGAGAUCUAAAAGGAAAAACUUUUCUGUAAAUCUUUUUCAGCACAUAGGCAUGGAUGGCCAUAAAGAUGCUGGGGAGCUAAGGCGAGCGAAAUCCAGUAAAGGUUCGGUUCGGUGUUCACUGCCACUAGACAUUGACCGUAACCUAUGUGCUGAAAGAGACACGGAUUCUGUUUCAGAUAACUAUAUGGAGAGAUUGAUCCUCUUGACUUCAAAUGCCAGGAGUUGUCGUGCCACUGAUAUUGAGACAGUGGAUUUAACUGAGCCCAGGUUGGAGUCUUUUUGUGUAACAAAUGGUAAGCCCCCAUGACCAGAGAAAACUUGAAGCACACGGAUAGGAAGUAAACCAGAUUUUAAGCUUAUUUCAAAUACUUGUUUGCGGUUGGUUGCUCAAAGAAAUCACGAGGAAGCAAGCGGGUUUCUGAAGAUUAGUUCCUUGAUACUUUUUUCUUUGAAGAAAAUCAUAGUUGUGUAUUUGUUUGGUUGUUGUACAGAAAUCAUAGCAUUCAAAAUAUGUUAGGAGAUGAAAAGGAUGGUAUGCUGCUUGUAAUUCAGUAAAUGCAAAAAGGUAGUUUUUAAAGCA
Messenger RNA from Malus domestica (apple), 3098 nucleotides. Its product is annotated as receptor-like serine/threonine-protein kinase NCRK. The record is from RefSeq and is a predicted model, not a curated record. Gene Ontology annotation, molecular function: protein kinase activity; ATP binding. Gene Ontology annotation, biological process: protein phosphorylation. Lineage: Eukaryota; Viridiplantae; Streptophyta; Magnoliopsida; Rosales; Rosaceae.